Messenger RNA from Myotis lucifugus (little brown bat), 325 nucleotides. Its product is annotated as death-associated protein kinase 2-like. The record is from RefSeq and is a predicted model, not a curated record. Gene Ontology annotation, molecular function: ATP binding; protein serine/threonine kinase activity. The annotation marks the transcript as partial. NCBI's taxonomy places the organism in Eukaryota, Metazoa, Chordata, Mammalia, Chiroptera, Vespertilionidae. Gene Ontology annotation, biological process: protein phosphorylation; positive regulation of apoptotic process; intracellular signal transduction. Gene Ontology annotation, cellular component: nucleus; cytoplasm. The transcript is spliced from 2 exons.
CGGCCAGUUUGCCAUUGUGAAGAAGUGCCGGGAGAAGAGCACCGGGCUGGAGUACGCAGCCAAGUUCAUCAAGAAGCGGCAGAGCCGGGCCAGCCGGCGGGGCGUGUGCCGGGAGGACAUCGAGCGGGAGGUGAGCAUCCUGCGGCAGGUGCUGCAUCCCAACAUCAUCACGCUGCACGACGUCUUUGAGAACCGCACCGACGUGGUGCUCAUCCUGGAGCUGCUUAUAAACAAGGAACAUGCCGGGGAUCGCUCCCAGAACAGUGUUCCUCAAGCAAAGCAUCUGAUCCAAUUUUGUUGGGGGAAAUCAUGCCUAAACAUCAAG